AUCCGUUUCAGGAAUUGACGGUGAAAGCGGCGGCCUACUUUCAGGAGGAGAGGAAGUAAUGCAUUUCCAAUGGGGGACCUCAGUGCUCGAUCUGUCCAUUAUUUUUACAGUCUAUGGUCCUGAAUCACAGGUUAUUAUUGUUGAAUCCACUCAUAGGGAUUAUUGUCACUUUUACUUUGGAUUCACUUUGUGUUUUCUGGAUUCUUAUCAAAUUGAAUGGCGCUAAAACUAUUGGGAGAAAAUGUGUUAUUUGAAACCGCUGCUCAUGUUAUACUUGCUGUAAAAAUCUCAGACAGAGUUUAGAGAAGCUUUAGGGUGGAAAAGAAACACAUAUGGGGUAAGAAACAUAUUCAUAAAGAGUAUGUUGUAUUCAUAAAGAGAAAUUUGUAUUCAGAAAUACAAAGCUGUGUACACAUUUAUAUUUUGUGCACAAUUUUGCAGCAAAAACAUGAAUACAAUAUCUAGUUUUACGUUUAACAUUUCUCUUUUGAAUACGACUUUUCUUUGUCUUAAAUACGAAAUUCUCUUAUUAACAAACUGUCAAAAAUAUCUCACAUGGGUCACAGGCUGAUACAUCGAGUCCUGAAACAUCGAUUGAUCAAACUGUGCAUAUUUGUUCAGACAUGAAGCUCCACUCAUAAGGGCUUUAAAAAGACCAUUUUCCUGCCAUGUAGUUCGAUAAAUGAGCCUCAAUGCUCACGCUCUCUCAGUUGGAUCGACGUUUCAGGACUCGAUGUAUCAGCCUGUGACUUAUUUUUGACAGUUUCUUUUUAAAUGCCAUCUACCCCUGAGGUACAGUAUUGACUCAGAUUGGUUCUGUGAAUAAAUCUGUUAAGAAAAAAACAAAUUCCCCAUCAGAGAAGCUGUAGAACGGAACAGCAACCGUGUUCUCCCUCUCUCUGUAAUCUGGUACAAAAUUGAAAGUGGAAUAUUGCUCAGAAUAGAACAACAUUACAUAAAUUCACUGGUGCUUUGACAUGACUUAAAUGCAUCUUUCAAUAACGCUUUGGACAGUUUGAUGCCAGGUGUUAUGCUCACUUAUAAACCCGUAUUUGAAGGAUUUACAGUUUUGCAGCUUUAGCUCUUUCUAAGUGAUAACUAUAGGACUGGAGAGUCUGAACUGGGAAAGCAACUUAUUUUUGUUGACUAAUACCAGAGACAGCUGCUGCCAAAAGUGAUGAUUAUGGGAUUGAGUAAACUUACAGUACAAACAAGCAAUUAUUUGAAAACUAUAUAAGGCAGGUUGAUAGUUAGUCUGGUUGUGUGACAGUCUGGGAGGCGCUGUCAGAAUAUGGCUUCAGAAAAGACUCACAGGAGUGCAGGUCAGCAGAGCAGCUUUCUGCUGCGAGCCUGGCUGCUGCUCAUGCUGCUCUGCAGCCCAGAACACGUGCUGGCUGACUCGGAUGAGGCAGUCCUGACGGAGUGGGAGAUCUGGAAAAGCAUCAACGGCAUCAAAUAUGAUGAAAGGGAUGAUGUGCAGAGGAGAGUUAUCUGGGAGGAGAAUCAGAAGAUGAUCAGGGAUCACAACCAAGGCUUUCUCAUGGGGAGGAGGCCUUUCUCUAUGGGCAUGAAUAAAUAUGGAGACUUGACAGGGCAGGAGUACAGAGUUCUGCAGGGCGCCAUGAUGAACGCCCAGUUCAUAAAGAGAGGAAAGGAAGUCUCUGCCCGCCGACUGCGUUACAAUGCGAGGAAAUCAGAGGCUGCGUUUGUUGACUAUAGGAACACGGGCUACGUCACUGAAGUCAAAGAUCAGGGUUACUGUGGUUCUUGUUGGGCUUUCAGCACAACAGGAGCGAUAGAAGGACAAAUCGUCAAGAAGACAGGUCAGCUUUUAUCUCUGAGUGAACAAAACCUGGUGGACUGUUCAAGACCUUAUGGCACCCAUGGGUGCAGUGGUGCCUGGAUGGCCAAUGCCUAUGACUACGUGCUCAGCAACGGGCUGCAGACCACAGACACCUACCCGUAUACCUCAGUGGACACACAGCCUUGUUUCUAUGACAGCAGGCUUGCUGUGGCUCACAUCAAAGACUACAGAUUCAUCCCGCAGGGAGAUGAACAGGCUCUGGCUGAUGCCGUGGCAACUGUUGGCCCGAUCACCGUGGCGAUUGAUGCUGAUCAUGCAAGUUUCCUGUUCUACAGCUCAGGAAUUUACGAUGAGCCCAACUGCGACCCCAACCGCCUGAGUCACGCAGUCCUGCUGGUUGGUUAUGGCUCAGAAGAAGGUCAAGACUACUGGAUCAUUAAAAACAGUUGGGGAAGCAGCUGGGGUGAAGGCGGCUACAUGCGACUGAUCCGGAAUGGAAGCAACACUUGUGGCAUUGCUAGCUAUGCUUUGUAUCCAAUAUUGUGAUUAUAAUUAAACACAAAUGCUUUUUACUGGUGAAUUCCUUUACAAGAGUUGAGCUCCUCAAGAUGUUGUUCAUGCCAACAGCAAACUCAUGCUUGAGCAAAGAUUCCCCCUUUUUUAGAGAUACAGAGCACACCUCCAAAGGGUAAACCUUCAAAUGUACAGAUUUUUAGAGACAUAAGGAAAAACAACUUAUUUGGGGGAGUUCGCCCCCCCUUUAGCUCCUUCGACACAUUUUAAUUUCAUUAGUGGAUGUGGCAUGUCUCUAACCAGUUUGGUUUUUUUCUUUUCAUCUGGACCCUGUUGCAUGGGUAUUUUCAGUAU
Oryzias melastigma (Indian medaka) is the source of this 2671-nucleotide messenger RNA. It is a transcript of the gene cts12, whose product is annotated as cathepsin 12. The record is from RefSeq and is a predicted model, not a curated record. Bases 1292 to 2350 code for a protein of 352 amino acids. Gene Ontology annotation, molecular function: cysteine-type endopeptidase activity. Gene Ontology annotation, biological process: immune response. Gene Ontology annotation, cellular component: lysosome. The transcript has 8 exons. Lineage: Eukaryota; Metazoa; Chordata; Actinopteri; Beloniformes; Adrianichthyidae.